Xiphophorus maculatus (southern platyfish) is the source of this 2706-nucleotide messenger RNA. RefSeq lists its product as uncharacterized. The record is from RefSeq and is a predicted model, not a curated record. Gene Ontology annotation, cellular component: external side of plasma membrane. Gene Ontology annotation, biological process: immune response; cellular response to lipopolysaccharide; T cell costimulation. The transcript has 10 exons. Lineage: Eukaryota; Metazoa; Chordata; Actinopteri; Cyprinodontiformes; Poeciliidae. The coding region runs from base 89 to 2356 and encodes 755 amino acids.
UACCGAAGAUGAAACUAAACAUUUUCUCAGAGCUCAUCAGUAGUUUCUGUAGAGGAGAAGUGUGACAUUAUUGCUCUGUGAGAGGAAGAUGAAGACGUUGGUGAUAUUUGGGAUCCUCCUGUACGCGUCCUUAAGGAUCCAGGCUGCAGUGAUUGAGGUGUUUGAGGAGACGCAGUCUGUCCUGCUGCCCUGCCUUUAUGGGGGAGUAAUUCCUGAAGAUCCCUUCGUUAUCUGGACUCGUAAUGAUCACAACUCCAAAGUUUUCCUCUUUCGACAAGAAGGCAGCGAUCCAGAAGGACAGAACCAGAUCUACAGAGGAAGAACAUCAAUGAGUCCCGAUGCCCUGGAAACUGGAAACUACAGCCUCACCUUCAGAAAGCCUGAACUGACUGACAGUGGAAACUACAUCUGCAGCAUCGCUGAUGGAGUAAAGACGAUAAAGCUGACAGAGGUUCAGCUCAAUGUCAAAGAUGUCCAGGUGGAGGUGAAGGCGAGUAGAGAUGCAGAGUUUGUCGUUUUGCCCUGCAAAACAUCUGCUGGUUUACCCAAAGACACCAGAGUGGAGUGGACCCGAUCAGAACCAGAAUUUAUGUUUGUCCAUGCGUAUCCAAACACAAGCACACAGAAUGCAGAAAAGGACAAACAUUACUGCAGCCGCACUGUCAUGAAUGAAGACCUGCUGAGAACCGGAGACGUCAGCCUGACCCUGAGAAACCCCACAGCCAGAGACAGCGGACGCUACGUCUGCACCGUCUACAGAGACAAAGACAUCCUGAGACAGAAAGUGGUUCUGGAACUGGUCCAACCUGUUCCAGAACCACUGGCUCCAGAGGGUAUACCCGUCUGGGUCACAGUUUUGUUGGUGCUGCUGGUUCUCGUGGUUCUUGGAUUGACUGGAGGAGCUUUAUUUUAUUUCCGGUCCCAUUUCAUACCAGAUCGUCUAAUGACACAUCCAAUGAGGAGGCAGCACUAUGAACAAGAACAUGAGUCUGAGAACUUCAAACACUUGACGGUGGAUUCAGGGGCAGAGUCGGUCCUGCUGCCCUGCAGAGCCACAGCUUUCCUGCCCAGAGAUGUUAGAGUGGAGUGGACGAACAGCAAAAACUGGAAGGUCUAUGUGUAUGAGUAUGGUACUGACCAGCCUGGAGUACAGCAUGACCGCUACAGAACCAGAGCCAGGAUGGAUGAAAACUUACUGAGAACAGGAAACCUCAGUCUGACUCUGAAAUGGCCCACUUAUGUAGACGGUAAGAUCUUCACAUGCAGCGUCUCCAACAGGGAUGGAAAGAUCCUGAUGAAGAAACAAGUUCAGCUUCAUGUCAGAAUUCAACAGGUGGUGGUGGUGGAUUCAGGAGCAGAGUCUGUCCUGCUGCCCUGCAGAGCCACAAAGAAUCUGCUUGGAGAUGCAAAAGUGGAGUGGACGGACAAAGACAGUGAAAAGGUCCAUGUGUAUGAGAACGGUUCUGAUCAGCUUGGAGAACAGUGCGAGUUCUACGGAACCAGAACCAAGAUGGAUGAAAACCUGUUGGAGACUGGAGACCUCAGUCUGACUCUGAAACAUCCCACAAUUGGAGACCAGAACUUCUACACCUGCAGAGUCUCCAACGGGGACGGAGUCAUCCUGAUGGUGAAACAAGUAAAGCUUCUGGUGAAAGUCCAACAUCAGAUUACGGUGGAUUCUGACAUGGAGUCGGUCCUGCUGCCCUGCAGAACCACAGAUCAUCUGCCUGGAGAUGUGAGAGUGGAGUGGAUAAAGAGCCCAGACAGGAAGGCCCACGUGUAUGAGAACGGUUCUGAUCGGCCUGGAGAACAGAGCCAGUACUACAGAACCAGAACCAAGAUGGAUGAAGAACCGCUGAGGACUGGAGACCUCAGUCUGACUCUGAGAUGGCCCACUGAUGGAGACAGUGAGAUCUUUACCUGUAAAGUCUCCAGCAGGAACGGAGUCGUCCUGAUGAAGAAACAAGUUCAGCUUAAUGUCAAAGACUGCCAGGUGGAGGUGGAGGAGGGGGCGGAGUCUGUCCUGCUGCCGUUCAGAACAACACCUGAUCUACCUGGAGACGCUGGACUGGAGUGGAGAAAAGGAAACUACGUGACAGUCCAUGUUUAUCAGAAUAACUCUGACCAGCUGGAGAAGCAGAACCAGUCCUACUUAAACAGAACCAGGAUGGAUGAAGACCUGCUGAAGACUGGAGACCUCAGUCUGAGUCUGAGACGGCCCACAGAGAGAGACAGUGGAGAGUACAGAUGUUUAGUCUACAGCUUGAAGGGAAAACUUCAGAGAGAGAAAACAGUUCUGCUCAAAGUUAAAGUCAGACGACAGAUCCAUGAAGGAACUCCACUGAUCCCAGUUUGACCAGAGAGAGUCUGAGUGAAGAAUCUGAUGGCUGAAGAGAGAACAUGACUCCUUCCUCCAGACUCAGAGAGGAUCAGUUCAACCUCUGCAGCUUUUUCACUCAAGCAUCAGAUCAUAAAGAAAGCUAUAGAAAGUUAUUCCUGGUCAUGGAGUCACAAUGUGUGAGGGACUUUCUGUGUGAACAUGUCUGCAUCUGUUAGAAAUGAAUAAGACUGAGACCAGAGUCAAUGUGAGACAAGUUCAAGCAGAACCAGACUGUUGGACACCAAUGCAGAGUUAAUCUCAAUGAUAUCACUUUUAGACCUCAUUGGAUUUUGUCUUUAUCAUAUAGUAAAUAUUUUUGCAUUGUC